Molecule: messenger RNA, 2245 nt
Organism: Drosophila montana
Lineage: Eukaryota; Metazoa; Arthropoda; Insecta; Diptera; Drosophilidae
Gene: Golgin97
Product: Golgin 97
Exons: 6
Coding region: 226-2073 (615 amino acids)
Cellular component (GO): Golgi apparatus
Source: RefSeq, a predicted model, not a curated record
GCACGUAGUGCUAAAAAAAAUAGAAGAAGCAACAUAUAUAGACUGCAAAUUUAAAUAGAUUUACAUUUACAUUUCAUUGAUAAGCACAUGCACAAGCAAUACCCUAAUUGGAGCAAUGAUAUAAAAACAAGUUGCUGUAACGCUGGUGUGCCGCAUCGCGAUAAACUGAAUACGCUUAGUUGAGUCUAAACAUUACAAUAGGCAACGGCACGCAGGCAACAAAAAAUGUUUGCAACGCUUAAAAACAAAAUUAAGGAGGAAACUGGAGAAGAUGUGUCCACGUCGGCAACCCAGACGCAUCAACGACACAGCAGCAACAACAACAAUAAUAAUUAUCGCAUACGCAGUCGACGUGUGAGCAUUAAUUCCAACGUAGCUGAUGAUGUGGGCGGUGGCGGAGUCUACAGCGAGUCAGAACAACUGUGCCAGCUACGAAGCCAAUGCAAUGAGCUUGCAUCCAGAGUUAGCAGCCUGAGUCAGAGUUUACAAAAAUUGCAGGAGGAGAAGACACGAGUGGAUAAGACAAAUGAGAUUCUAUUGGAAAGCGUUCGAGUCGCUCAGACCCAAAAGGACAUCUAUUGCGAGGAACAGGAAAAGAUACAAAAUCUGCAGCAAAUUGAAAUUGAUAAACUGAAAAGUUUGCUCGGCUUUCGCGAGCAGGAAGCCGUUGAUCAUAUGAAUGCCAUACGCCAGUAUCAACAGCAGAUUGAGAAUUUUAACCAGGAGCUGGAACGGUUGCGCUCCAUAGAGCCUAUUGCUGAGGAUUUGCGCGAUGAACUGGAGCAGUUGCGCCAUGCCACACAGCAGGAGAAGAACCAUUUAACUACAACUCUGGCUGCCGUGCAGGAGGAUAAUCGCAACAUGAAAAUGCGUAUGAGAAUUAUUGAAGAGGCGCGUCUGGAAGCUUUGCCCCAAUUGAAUACCGAACAGCAAGUGCAGGCACUUGUGCAGGAGCAUAAAUUGUUGGAACAGCAUCUCGAGGAGGCACAUUUGCAGUUAGCCGACAUCAAGAGCUCAUGGAGUGGCCAAAACUUUGCGCUAGAGAAGCAAGUGAGUCGCCUGUCCCAACAGGUGGCCGAGGAGACCACCGAAAAGCGAAAGGCGCUCAAAGCGCGUGACGAUGCAAUAGAAAAUCGAAAGCAAGUCGCAUUCGAGCUGGAAAAAGCCAACAGUGAGAUCAAACAACGAGACGAUAAGAUUAAAUUAUUGGAAGACGAACUCAAUGAGCUGAACAUUGCAUUAAAAGAAUGUCGCGAAGAGAAUGAGCAGCAAAUUCUAUUUGAGCGCAACAAAUCCGAAACUCUGGCAGCUGAAACAAAAGAUCUCAAAAUGCGACUCGCAACCGCUGACGAAAGAUUCAGUGAAUAUGUGAAAAAUGCUGAGCAAGUCGCUCAAAAGCUGCGCACACAAAUCACCGAGAAACAAGAUCUUUUAGGCGACACACAAAUGAAAUUGGAAGUUGAGCGCGAGGAGAAACUGACUGCCUUGCUGCGCAACGCGGAGAUCUCGCAGAGCGAAGAGCUGCUGAAGAAGGAGCUGCGCAUGGAGCAAACCGAAUCCAAUGAUUUGCACGACAAGAACAAGCAACUGGAGAAGGAUGUGCAAGAGGCACGCCAGGCAUUGCAGUUACUCAAUGAUGCGGCCCAGCAAAAUACAAUGGAUCAGGCAAAAUACGAGCUGACACAACGAGAAAUUGUGGAAAAGAAUAAGACAAUAAAAACUUUAAAUCAGCGCUUGGGAGACCUUAAAAAGACCUUGCAAAAAGAAUUUCGAAGUUCGCAAACAGCAACCAUCGAUGUUGAUACGGAUCAAGUUAUACCCGCCUUUAGAAUUUCCAAUGCACCAAUUGAGAGUUUUCAAUCGGACAACAAGCCCAAUUGCAUUAUUAUGGAUGAAGUAAAUUUUAAGUAUCUUAAACAUGUCAUCGUCAAGUUCUUAACAAGCAGAGAGGUCGAGGCGCGUCAUCUGGUGCGAGCCGUUUCCACGCUGUUGCAGCUUUCCCCGGAGGAAGAAAAACUGCUGUACGAUACGCUUAAUUGGAAAAUGAGCUGGUUUGGCGUGAAACCCAGUUAAAUUCGAUCGAUGACAAGUGAUAAAUGCAUGCAUUUUCAUGUGCAAUAAUUAGGUACAUUCAUAUGUACAUAUACACAUACAUUCCUACAUUCAUAUUUAAUUUAGUUUUUCAUUGUGAGCCAUUUGUACUAUGUACAUAUUACAUUGAAUUACAUUGUGAUUUAAAAAUUUC